Molecule: messenger RNA, 375 nt
Organism: Gekko japonicus
Lineage: Eukaryota; Metazoa; Chordata; Lepidosauria; Squamata; Gekkonidae
Product: protein S100-A5-like
Exons: 3
Coding region: 44-325 (93 amino acids)
Cellular component (GO): nucleus; cytoplasm
Molecular function (GO): calcium ion binding
Source: RefSeq, a predicted model, not a curated record
AGCCUACAUUUUCCCCCCGUCCGAUCCUGCCUAGCUGCUCAGAAUGGAGACACCCCUGGAGAAAGCCCUGGCCACCUUGGUGUACACCUUCCACAAAUAUUCUGGGAAGGAAGGAGACAAAUUUACCCUCAGCAAGAUGGAGUUGAAAGAGCUGGUGAAGAAGGAGCUUGCUUUGGGAGAGAAGCUGAAAGACAGUGGGAUCGACAAGCUGAUGGGGACCCUGGACAAGAACAACGACGACGAGAUUGACUUCAAGGAGUACACGGGCUUCCUCUCCGCUCUCUGCAUGACCUACAAUGAUUUUUUCCAGCAGGAUGCCAAAUAGGGGGGGGGAGAGUGCCUUCGGUUGAGGCCCCGCAGCGUCAAGACCCUACG